Cottoperca gobio is the source of this 3054-nucleotide messenger RNA. Its product is annotated as choline transporter-like protein 2. Gene Ontology annotation, molecular function: transmembrane transporter activity. The coding region runs from base 293 to 2419 and encodes 708 amino acids. NCBI's taxonomy places the organism in Eukaryota, Metazoa, Chordata, Actinopteri, Perciformes, Bovichtidae. The transcript has 22 exons. The record is from RefSeq and is a predicted model, not a curated record. Gene Ontology annotation, biological process: transmembrane transport. Gene Ontology annotation, cellular component: membrane.
GAGAUUUAGGGAGAUGCACAGGUGGUGCACAGAUUGGGAAGUGGCAGUUGUUUUAGAAUAAACACAGAGGGAAGUCUGAGGUGAGGUGGAGCGUUGCUGGCUGCACAGACUCACUGCUAUUCAGGGACAGGUUGGACUGGUUUCUCCCUCCACCAUACCCGUGUUUCCCCCGCUCUCUCGCUCAUUUAUACCAGCACAGAGGGAGGAAGAAGUGACCCAGAUAAAGUGGCUGUGGAAAGAGUAAAAGGGUUCUCUGUACAUUUCAACAUUUGGCCCAGAGAGGAAUUACAACAUGCCUGAGGAAGGAGAAGGAGAAUUUUAUGGAAAGAAUGGCGAGCCCAGGAAGUAUGACCCGACCUUCAAGGGCCCGAUCCACAAAAGGGGCUGCACAGACAUUGUGUGCUGCAUCCUCUUUGUUAUUGCCAUACUGGGUUAUAUUGCAGUGGGAAUACUGGCCUGGUCCCAGGGUGACCCCAGGAAGGUGAUCUACCCCACAGACAGUCGAGGCCAAUUCUGUGGGCAGAUGGGCACCCCACUUGCAACCAAACCACUGCUGUUCUACUUCAACAUCAUGAAGUGUGCCAGCCCCAUGGUGCUGCUGGAGUUCCAGUGUCCCACCACACAGAUGUGUGUUGCGAAGUGCCCCGAAAAGUUCAUGACGUUAAUCAAAGCCUACAGCAACAAAGGGGACUUUAACUACUACAAGACCUUCUGCAAGGAAGGCGUGACUAAUACGAUGGGUAUACCAGAAAUCCUUAGGUUAGGUCUCUGUCCUGCCAUGCUGACCCCCAGCAGACCCUUCACUCAAAGGUGUUUCCCUGCUCUGGGCGAGAAAGGAGGGUUGAUAACUGUGGGGAACAACUCUCACUUUGAUGACGGAAGCGGAAAAAUGAGAGAUGCCAAGGAUCUUAUUGAUGGAGUCAAGAACGCCACUGUGGUUAUUGAGGCUCGUCAGGUGGUCAUGAAAAUCUUUGAGGAUUACACAAAGUCCUGGUACUGGAUCCUGCUAGGGUUGGUUAUUGCUAUGCUCACCAGCCUGCUCUUCAUCGUCCUCCUGCGCUUCCUGGCGGGGAUCAUGGUCUGGGUCAUGAUUGUCCUGGUGAUACUGGUCAUAGCAUAUGGUAUCUUCCACUGCUACAUGGAGUACGCUGCUCUGAAAGGAGAAGCCGGCUCUGAUGUGACCUUCCAGCAGCUGGGCUUCCAGACAGACUUCGCAGUCUACCUGCAGAUUCGACAGACCUGGCUGGCCUUCAUGAUUAUCCUGGCCAUUGUGGAGGUCAUUAUCAUCCUACUGCUCAUCUUCCUCAGGAAGAGGAUCCUCAUCGCCAUUGCUCUCAUCAAAGAAGCCAGCAGAACCAUCGGGCAUGUGAUGUGUUCCCUUCUCUACCCUCUGUUCACUUUCGUCCUCCUGGCCAUGGUCAUCGCCUACUGGGCAGUUACUGCUGUCUUCCUGUCUACCUCUAAUGAACCCAUCUACAAAGUUUUCAAUGAGACAGCAUGCGACCACUCAAGAAAAACCUGCGAACCCGCAAACUACACGACCAGUCUUGAGAAAGCGCAGUGCCCUGACUCCGAGUGCCUUUUCGCCUUCUACGGCGGAGAGACUGUUUACCACAAGUACCUGAUCGGCCUGCAGUUCUACAACGUCUUCCUCUUCUUCUGGUGUGCCAACUUUGUCACGGCGCUGGGACAGAUGACGCUGGCCGGGGCCUUUGCCUCGUAUUACUGGGCCUUCGUCAAGCCGGACGACAUGCCCGCCUUCCCCAUCUUUUCUUCCCUCGGGAGAUCUCUCAGGUAUCACACAGGGACUCUGGCGUUCGGCUCCCUUAUCCUCUCAGUCAUUCAGCUCAUCAGGGUUUUGCUGGAGUAUCUGGACCACAAGCUGAAAGAUGCCCAAAAUAAGUUUGCCAAGUUCCUGUUUUGCUGUCUGAAGUGUUGCUUCUGGUGUCUGGAGAAAUGUGUCAAGUUCAUUAACAGAAACGCCUACAUUAUGACGGCGAUUUAUGGCAACAACUUUUGCACCUCUGCCAAAAAUGCCUUCUUCCUCCUCAUGAGGAACAUGAUCAGGGUGGCUGUCUUGGACAAAGUGACAGAUUUCCUCCUGUUUUUGGGCAAACUGCUCAUUGUUGGACUCGUGGGGAUCUUUGCCUUCUUUUUCUUCUCUGGGAGAGUGAAGGCCUUUGAGGAUACCGCUCCACAUCUGCACUACUACUGGGUUCCCAUCCUGACGGUGGUGGUCGGCUCCUACCUCAUUGCACAUGGGUUCUUCAGUGUGUACGCCAUGUGUGUGGACACUCUUUUCCUCUGUUUCUUGGAGGAUCUUGAGAGGAACGAUGGCAGUGCAGAGAGACCCUACCUGAUGCCCGAGAGCCUCCGCAAAGUCCUGAAUAAGAAGAACAAGACGGAGCCGGCUCAGUGACCGUCGAGUCCUGAGUGAGGCUGAACUGGACUGUGUGUUUUGUUCAGUAGAAAACAGACUUGGACAAAAAGACCUAAUGCCAUCAGUCACCAGGAGCCUGCAGGUGACUUCAGUCAUCCUUUGUAUUUUGUUACUACCAAAUGUGUAACUCCCGCGUUCCUCAUGGAUCCGACACUUUCUCAUGAUGUCUGCGAUACAAUUCAGAGCGUUGUGGAUUUUAAACAUCCAAACACAUUUGUCUGUUGUAAACAUUUGUUAUCGAAGCCUUAUUUGAGCAUGCUUUGCUUUUUUAAUAUUUGUUAUAUGAACGUCUGCUUAAAUGUAAUCUACUAAAGUUGUUUGAUAUGUCUCUGCACGUUUUAUCAUUGAGUAAUCUUAUGUUAUAUUUGAAUACAUAUUUAACCUUGUUACCAAAGCCGUUGCACUGCCACUCGUGCAUAUUGAAGGUCAUUUCCAUCUCUUGCAUCAAGCACCUGAUGCUGUCGUGCAACUUCUAUCACCAUGUGUAUGGAGAGAAAUAUAUUAAAGCUCAAUUCAUAUUGUAAGUGAUGUAUAGAGUUAUCCUUUGCUAUUCAUUUCAUUAUUGUGGAGUUUAAUUGAGAACAUUUUUGAAAUAAACAUAGUUUUGUACAUAA